Molecule: messenger RNA, 597 nt
Organism: Zootoca vivipara (common lizard)
Lineage: Eukaryota; Metazoa; Chordata; Lepidosauria; Squamata; Lacertidae
Source: RefSeq, a predicted model, not a curated record
AUGGCACGCUAUGUCUUUUACGGUGGAGAAACCAAAGUAUAUGUUGGUAAUCUAGGAACUGGUGCUGGUAAAGCUGAACUUGAGAGAGCUUUCAGCUACUACGGACCAUUACAUAAAGUAUGGAUUGCGCGAAAUCCUCCGGGAUUUGCGUUUGUUGACUUUGAAGACCCAAAAGAUGCGGAAGAAGCAGUUCGUGGGCUCGAUGGAAAAGUGUUCUGUGGCUCUAGGGUUAGAGUGGAGUUUCGCCAUGAUCGAGCCCCAGCACGCCGGCCAUUUGAUCCCAAUAAUAGACGUCAUGAGUAUGGCGAGAAAUACCAUUAUGCGUAUGACUGGCAUUGCUAUAGGCGUCAGAGAAGAAGCAGGUCACGCUCUCGAUUUUAUUCAAGGUCCAGAGGAAGGAGAUGUUCACGCGCACAUAGCCGAAGUCGUGGCCAGAGAUCCAGGUCUGUCUCUGCUCGGACAUCCAGAUCACUCUCCCCUCGGAGUCGUUUGCCAUCAGGAAGCCCACGAAGGAGUGGAGGCGAUCCAGAGCGCCACAGGCAGGCUCUGGGUGGCAGCUGGCCAGAGAGGACAUGUCAUGCCUGUUCCCAAGGAUGA